Messenger RNA from Pecten maximus, 757 nucleotides. Its product is annotated as complement C1q-like protein 2. Gene Ontology annotation, molecular function: protein binding. The transcript has 2 exons. NCBI's taxonomy places the organism in Eukaryota, Metazoa, Mollusca, Bivalvia, Pectinida, Pectinidae. The record is from RefSeq and is a predicted model, not a curated record. Bases 100 to 696 code for a protein of 198 amino acids.
ACAGGAAUUUGUAUGCAUUUGCUUUUCGUUUUCGUGGUCUCGUUUGUGGAAAUCAAGCCAUCAUGACAAAAGUCCGGAGAUACUAACGAACUUUUCCAAAUGGUAUCUGUCUUAACGGCCAGGGUUGAAGAACUGGAACAUGAUCGAGAGAAAGAAUCAAAGGAAUUCGUAGUCCUAGAAGAAAGGGUAAAAUCAACGGAAAACGAAAGCUACUAUCUCCGUAAACGCGUUAACCUCUUAGAGACUCAGCAAGCUAUUUCAAUGUCUAACCAAACAAGGGCCAAUCGGGCAGCAAAUGCGUAUUCAGGAACUACAGCCUUUUAUUACUACCUUGAUCAACCAAUAACUAAUCCAUCUGAGGAGAAUACCAUUAAAUUCGACAAGAUAAUAUUAAAUGAAGGCGACGCCUACGACCCUUCCACUGGAAAAUUCACCUGUAAGACAGCAGGGGUAUACGUGUUCAUUUGGAGCAUGGGAGAAGUUGCUCAUGGCGACGUCUACACUCAACUAAAAAAAGGCGGUGACACCGUUGGUUGGAUGAUAACCGGAGACACACUAUAUGCAACAUCGUCUACAAAAUCAGCUAUUUUACGUCUAAAUGUCAGCGAAACAGUCUAUGUCAAAAUAUCGUAUUUCGAAAGCGCCCCAACGAUAUGGGAAAAACAGACAUCUUUUUGUGGCUUUUUGCUGGGGUAGUUUCAGCAAAGCGGAGCUCAUGUUGUAUGCGUUUAUAUAAUAAAUACAAUGGCAGCAAGAU